Messenger RNA from Sinocyclocheilus anshuiensis, 3481 nucleotides. Its product is annotated as guanylate-binding protein 1-like. The transcript is spliced from 11 exons. Lineage: Eukaryota; Metazoa; Chordata; Actinopteri; Cypriniformes; Cyprinidae. Gene Ontology annotation, molecular function: GTPase activity; GTP binding. The record is from RefSeq and is a predicted model, not a curated record. Bases 97 to 2031 code for a protein of 644 amino acids.
GUACACAACCCAGAUUGAAGUUAGACUGAAGUUAACUAAAGCAAAAAGUUGAUCAUGAACUACGCAUAGUUGAGAUUUCAUGUUGCUCCAGUGGCCAUGGACAAACCAGUAUGCCUGAUUGACACGGCGUCCGAUGGGAAGCUGUGUGUCCAGCAGUCAGCGUUGCAGGUUCUGGAGCAGGUCCAGCAGCCCGUGGUGGUGGUGGCUGUGGUGGGUCUCUACCGCACCGGGAAGUCCUACCUGAUGAAUCGACUGGCAGGGAAACAAACAGGGUUUGCACUGGGCAGCACAAUUGAGUCCAAGACGAAGGGCAUCUGGAUGUGGUGUUUGCCUCACCCCACUAAAGCAGGAACCACUCUGGUGCUGCUGGACACCGAGGGACUCGGGGACGUGGACAAGGGGGACUCAAAGCAUGAUACCAAGAUAUUUUCUCUAUCUGUCCUUCUGAGUAGCACUCUAGUGCUGAACAGCCAAGGGACAAUCGACAACAGAGCUAUUGAAGAACUGCAAUAUGUCACAGAGUUAACUGAGUAUAUCAAGAUCAAAUCCUCUGAUGAGGAUGAAGACGAUGAGUUUGUCAAGUUCUUCCCCAGUUUCAUCUGGGCUGUAAGGGACUUCACCCUAGAACAAAAAAUAAAAGGCAAAUACGUGACCGAGGACCAAUACUUGGAAUUUUCCUUGAAGCUGAAACCAGGCGCUUCAAGAACAGUCAACGAGUUCAACCUUCCACGGCAAUGUAUCCGAAAUUAUUUCCCAUCCCGGAAGUGCUUCACUUUCCCUUUCCCAACCGCCCCAGAGAAUGUGUCUCAUCUGGAGAGCUUGGAUCCUGUGGACCUUUCCCCAGAUUUCCAGGAGGUCACACAACGUUUCUGCAAGUUUGUCUUUGACAAGAGUGAAGUGAAGAAGCUGAAGGACGGAUACACCGUCACUGGCAGAGUCCUGGGUCAGUUUGCGAAGACAUAUGUAGACAUGAUUUCAAGCGGUGAAGUUCCAUUUCUGGAGAACGCAGUGAUGGCCAUGGCACUGAUUGAGAAUGAGGCCGCGGUGAAGGAGGGGCUUGAGGUGUACCAGAGUGGAAUGGAGAAGCUGAAGACGUCCUUCCCUCUGGAACUGAAGGAAGUAUCAUCAGAGCACCAGUAUCUCAGCAGGACUGCAACACAGGCCCUAAUGAAGCGUUCCUUCAAGGACAGUGAGGGGACAUACCUGAAAUCUCUAGAGGAAGGCAUUAAUAAACUCUUUCAUGGAUACUUGUAUCAAAAUGAGGAGGCUUCAAGGAAAAGAUGUGAGAAUAUUCUGUCAUCCCUCUCUGGAACAAUGACAGAGAAGCUGAAGAAAGGAUCCUAUGCCAUACCUGGUGGCUAUGUUCUCUUCUCCCAGGACCUUGAAGACAUUGUGAAGAAAUAUAAAAUCCAAGCCAAUAAAGGAGUCAAGGUAGAAGACACACUUGAAGAGUUUCUGAAGCAGAAGUCGGUGGAGUCUAAUGCAAUUCUGCAGGCUGACAAUAAACUGACGGAGAAGGAGAAAAAAAUUAUGGAGGAAAGAGAGAAGGCCGUUCUCCUGGCUCAAGAAAUAAACACCAAGGAACAGAAGCAGCGACAGCUAGAAGAGAAGAUGGAAGCAGAGAGAAGGAGUAUUGAAGAGAGGAUGAGACAGAUGAGGGAGAAGAUGGAUGAGGAGAUGAGGCUUCAGAGAGAGGAGGCCGAGCAUGCCAUGGACAGCAAACUGAGGGAGCAGGCCGCUCUGCUGGAUAAGGGCUUUCAGGAGAAGGCUGACAGGAUGUCUGAAGAGAUGGAGGACUUCAGGAGGAAGAAUAAAAACGCAGAGAAGGAAAGUCACAAACUGUUUGAAAAGAUGAUAGCAAACAUGAACAAACGACACGCUGAGACUAUGAAUCUCAUGAAGAGGCAACACAGCGAGCAGAUGGAGGCAAUCAUGAGCAUGCCGAAGCCCUCGUCUGACUCCUCCGCUCUAGUCUUACGUCUGCUACUCAUUGGUCUCAGCAGCAUUACCGGUGGCUCGCGUCCCUGUUAAAGCAGCCAUCUAUCUCUGUUGAAGCCAUCUGUCUGACAGAUGCUUUCAGCCAAAGCAAUGUACAUGUUAGAUGAAUGAACUAGUGAUGGAGGCUGCCCAUCAGGGUUCCAUAUCAUCAGGAGCAAGUGGAGUUCAAUGCCUUCUGUAAUACUGGAAACAUUAUGUGUUUUACAGUGAAUUUCUGGCAGCUGACACUUUUUAAUCCCCUUUAUCUUUAUUCCAAAGACAAAUGCUAUUGUUUGUACAGAAACUGUAUUUUAAUAUUAUUAAUCCCUCCCCAACCAACCCAGAACAAACUGCCUAAUAUAAAUAAUAAUAAUAAUAAUAAUAAUGAUAAUAGUGAUCACAAUAAUGGUAAUAGAAUACAACAAAGAUGAAUGAUUUAAUAGUUAAAUAAUGAUGAAAAAUAAAGUAAUUAAAAAUAAAUAAAUAAAUAAAAAGGUAAUUGGAUACCACAAUCAGGAAUAUUACAAUGUCAAUUCGCUGUAAUGAACAACAUAAACACUGCAUAAGAGAGGGGUGAAAAAGAAAGAAGAAAUUGCAAUAACAAUGUAAAUCACAUUAAUCCACAGGAAGUACAUUUUUAUCAGAGAAUUAUGAUAAGGUAUAACAUUAAAUCCUGAAGCCAGUGUGACACUUUGGGCAGAUUUGUAGAUUUCCAAUGUAAUAAAACUUGUCUGCGAGCCAAUGAGGAUGCAAAGGAAAUAAUGUUUAGUUGUCUUUGAGUCAAAUUUGAUUCAUCACCUGGAGCACCAAAUAUUGCAAAUUCAGCACAUGGCUUCAGCAGGGCUUCACACACUUUAGAAAGUGCAGCAAAUAUGGUUGACCAGUACGCGUAAGUGUGGGGCACGUCCAGAACAUGUGAGUCAGGUCUGCUUCACCUGUGUGACACCUAAUACAGGUCCUGUCAAAAGUAGGAUUAAAGGAGGCAAUCCGUGUUCUGCUUAAAUGCAUACGGUGCAAUACUUUAAACUGCAUUAAACUCAAUCGGGCACAAGAGGUACUUCCGUUCACUCUACGGAGGGCAUUGCUCCAAAAAUCCUCUGAAAAUACUACUCCGAGCGCUUUGUCCCAUCUGCUUCUAAUCUUGUCUGUUCCAACACAUUUUAAGGACAUAAGAAUUAUAUAUAUUCUUGAAACAAGGCCUUGUAGAUGGUAGGGUACUUUUAACAGAGAGUCUUCAGGAGACUCUGAGGGAAUAUUUGGAAAUGACGUGCACUGGGCAUUCACACAAUGAUGUAUCUGAAAAUAAGGGAAAAGGUUGGCUGAAUUAAGAGUGAAUUUGAAACGCAGAUCAUUAAAGCUUGCAAAAAGACCAUCAAUAUAAAGAUCGCCAAACUGAGUGCACUUAUCUUGCCACUGUUUAAAUGCAGAGUCUAGUUUUGCAGGCAGGAAUGCAUGAUUGUUGCAUAUUGGACUCAAGGGCGCUUGUCUUAAGUUCUAAUGCUGA